Molecule: messenger RNA, 1451 nt
Organism: Eptesicus fuscus (big brown bat)
Lineage: Eukaryota; Metazoa; Chordata; Mammalia; Chiroptera; Vespertilionidae
Gene: ADRA2C
Product: adrenoceptor alpha 2C
Exons: 1
Coding region: 1-1395 (464 amino acids)
Biological process (GO): regulation of vasoconstriction; regulation of smooth muscle contraction; adenylate cyclase-activating adrenergic receptor signaling pathway
Cellular component (GO): membrane
Molecular function (GO): alpha2-adrenergic receptor activity
Source: RefSeq, a predicted model, not a curated record
AUGGCGUCCCCGGCGCUGGCGGUGGCGCUGGCGGCAGCGGCGGCGGCGGGCCCCAACGCGAGCGGCGCCCGCGAGUGGGGCAGCGGGGGAGCCGCCAACGCCUCGGGGGUCGCCUGGGGGCCGCCCCCGGGCCAGUACUCGGCGGGCGCCGUGGCGGGGCUGGCGGCGGUGGUGGGCUUCCUGAUCGUCUUCACCGUGGUGGGCAACGUGCUGGUGGUGAUCGCCGUGCUGACCAGCCGCGCGCUGCGGGCUCCACAGAACCUGUUCCUGGUGUCGCUGGCCUCGGCGGACAUCCUGGUGGCCACGCUGGUCAUGCCCUUCUCGCUGGCCAACGAGCUCAUGGCCUACUGGUACUUCGGGCAGGUGUGGUGCGGCGUGUACCUGGCGCUCGACGUGCUCUUCUGCACCUCGUCCAUCGUGCACCUGUGCGCCAUCAGCCUGGACCGCUACUGGUCCGUGACGCAGGCCGUGGAGUACAACCUGAAGCGCACGCCGCGCCGCGUCAAGGCCACCAUCGUGGCCGUGUGGCUCAUCUCGGCCGUCAUCUCCUUCCCGCCGCUCGUCUCGCUCUACCGCCAGCCCGACGGCGCCGCCUACCCUCAGUGCGGCCUCAACGACGAGACCUGGUACAUCCUCUCGUCCUGCAUCGGCUCCUUCUUCGCGCCCUGCCUCAUCAUGGUCCUGGUCUACGCGCGCAUCUACCGCGUGGCCAAGCUGCGCACACGCACGCUCAGCGAGAAGCACACAACCACCGGCCCCGACGGCGCGUCGCCCACCACGGAGAACGGGCUCGGGGCGCCGACGGGCGCGGGCGAGAACGGGCACUGCGCGCCCCCGCGCCGCCCGCGCGCGGACGUGGAGCCCGAGGACAGCAGCGCGGCGGCCGAGAGGCGUCGGCGGCGGGGGGCGGUGCGGCGAGGUGGGCGGCAGCGCGCGGACGGCCAGGCCGGCGAGGGCGGCGCCGGCGCGCUGGCUCCCGGGCCCGCCGAGCAGGGCGCGCUCGCCGCCGCCGCGAGGUCCCCCGGUCCCAGCGGGCGCCUGUCUCGCGCCAGCUCGCGCUCCGUCGAGUUCUUCCUGUCGCGCCGGCGCCGGGCGCGCAGCAGCGUGUGCCGCCGCAAGGUGGCUCAGGCGCGCGAGAAGCGCUUCACCUUCGUGCUGGCCGUGGUCAUGGGCGUGUUCGUGCUCUGCUGGUCCCCCUUCUUCUUCAGCUACAGCCUGUACGGCAUCUGCCGCGAGGCCUGCCAGGUGCCGGACCCGCUCUUCAAGUUCUUCUUCUGGAUCGGCUACUGCAACAGCUCGCUCAACCCGGUCAUCUACACGGUGUUCAACCAGGACUUCCGGCGCUCCUUCAAGCACAUCCUCUUCCGCCGGAGGAGAAGGGGCUUCAGGCAGUGACUGGUGCGCCCCGCCGGGCGCGGAGACCCUGGGCGGCUCCGGGAGGAGGGGGCGGG